AUGAUCUCCAGGCUGUAUCUCCUUUAUGCCGUGCUUCUGACGUACCUACAGGUCGCCCAUGUGGUAUGGGCCCAAACCCCGUCGUUUGCGGUGCCGACAACAUGGAAGAGGUACAACCUCGCAACGGCGAUUAUCGACACCGUCAAGGGGCUCUUCAAUGCCAGUGACGGGGUUAUAGACGAACUCGGGUUUUCAGACACGAGCAGCAUGCUCAUCGCGAUAUCCUUGAUGGAUCGUAUCAAUGGCACCAGCUUAUAUCAGGAUUUGGUCAUUAACAGUUUGACUACGGCGAUAAACCCCAGUCCUCCUACGUCCACGACUGCACUAGCACUUGCCACGUCGAUAUGGGAGCAGCUGUACGUUUACUUCAUUCAGCCGUCGGAUGCGGCGCAGGGGAGCCAUGCCACCAGAAACGUACUAAUCGCGUCUACUUGCAACGGAUUAACUACAGCUGGCGGGCUCUUCUACUUUAGCGGGACUAAUCAAACCAACACAGAUGUGAAUGUAGAGACGCUCGGGGCCUUUAUGGCGCUGUCUUCGUACUUAGCCACAGCUACCUCCAAUCAAACUUACGCGACAGCAGCGGAACUGUCUGCGGAAUUUAUAUGGAACCAGCUAUACAACGGCAUGAUAAUCAUGGACACAAUCACGGUGGCGAACUGCGCGACCAACGACGUGACGCUCUCGUACAAUUCAGGCAAGACUAUCGAGGGUCUCGCUGAUUUGGCCCAGAGGAAUUCCGUAUGGACGUCUCGUUUGGAGUCACUUGUCUCAGCUGUAAUCCCCUUCCCUGAUUGGACCGCAAGCAAUGGAACAAACAGCGAAGGUACACUCCACCUUCAUCAUGCCGAGCGUGGUAUUGAUCCUGCGAUCUCAGACCAGGUAGAUCCACAGGACGUGGAACAGUCGUCCUUCUUGCAUUCUACGAAGGCAUUCCUUAUUCGAGGUUUAUACGCCGCUUGGAACCAUACUGACCCCACGUCUGACAUGGCGAAGUUAAUUGAAGCAUAUAUCACUGUUCAAUAUAAUACGCUGCAAGAUCUUGCCACAUCCCCUGGCACCAAUAUGUAUUCCUCGGCUUGGUCCGGCCCUCCUAUCCCAGUGCUUGUACCAUGGGGUCAACUAGAUGCAUUGGAGGUGAUGAGGUCGGAAUUUGGGUUCGCGCUAAAGCAACCAACGACCCUCACAUCGCAGACCUCAUCGACUUCUCCUGAAUCGAUGUCUUCUACAUCGACCACGACCUCAACACGUUCCCCUUCCACACAAACUGCAGAACCGAGUCAUAAACAAUCAGAUGUUGCGGCUAUUGUUGGAGGCACGGUCGGAGGAGUUGUUUUCCUAGCCUUACUCGUGGCAAUCCUUUUGAUCUGCCGCAAGCGUCGCAAGCAGGACGAAGAAGAAACCAUUCGUCAAAAAAUGGAGUUCGCGCCAGUGCCUUACACGCCGGACUUGGCCACGCUGAGCAUGGCCCCCGCUUCUUCUACGCCACCAACAAGCACGACCACACUUCGUGCGUUCGCGAGCAAGCCAACGUACCUGAGAAGCACCGCGAAACAAAUACCCGACAGCGCUCUGCGAGCAAACGAGGAAGAAGCCGCCUUCGUGGAGCAACCGAUGUCUCCAGGCGUCUCUCAGCCUAGCGGCUCAGAAGGCCCCAGUACUGCGAGCCCGCAUCCGGCGGCGAGUCCUACGAGCAACCCUCAAGAUGCCGACGAGCCCGAGCAUGAUUUAACCGCGUUACUCGCCCAGCUCUCCAAUAUACUUGCGACGGCUCCGCACACUCAAGGAGAUGCACCUCCGGCGUAUGAUGACUAGGGUUUUCUGGACAUUUGAACUUGUCUGUAAUUGGUUUUUUGGCCCGGUGACAUAUCUUUCGAACGUUGAAGUACCUAGCCAGAUUUUCUUGGUUCGGGACGGACGUUAUCAGAAAUCAGCCAGUCUGCUGUCAUUUAGGGACAAUUAUGUCUACUUUCCUUUAUCACGGGAUGGUGAUCCACGAAGACAGCCUGCGGUUAGCUGUCGCCGUCAUGAGCUACUUGGUACGAACCUGGGCAGAU
Messenger RNA from Phanerochaete carnosa HHB-10118-sp, 2057 nucleotides. RefSeq lists its product as uncharacterized. Bases 1 to 1815 code for a protein of 604 amino acids. The record is from RefSeq and is a predicted model, not a curated record. Gene Ontology annotation, biological process: carbohydrate metabolic process. The transcript has 12 exons. NCBI's taxonomy places the organism in Eukaryota, Fungi, Basidiomycota, Agaricomycetes, Polyporales, Phanerochaetaceae.